Messenger RNA from Trichoderma gamsii, 1080 nucleotides. RefSeq names its product alpha-ketoglutarate-dependent sulfonate dioxygenase. Lineage: Eukaryota; Fungi; Ascomycota; Sordariomycetes; Hypocreales; Hypocreaceae. The coding region runs from base 1 to 1080 and encodes 359 amino acids. Gene Ontology annotation, molecular function: 2-oxoglutarate-dependent dioxygenase activity. The transcript has 5 exons. Gene Ontology annotation, cellular component: cytoplasm. The record is from RefSeq and is a predicted model, not a curated record.
AUGGCCAACGUCCUUACCCCAAGCGUCCUUGUCGGUACCGCAAUCACCCCUGCGGUGCUGGCGUACAAGCCUCCCCACGAGGCGCUCAAGGAAUUCGUUCCAGCCCGCGAUCGAGCGUUUUUCGCCGACCCAGCCAAGGCUUCACUGCUGGGUUUAGCGACAGCCGUUGAGGAGGUCACUCCAUACAUCGGAACCGAGCUGAAGGGAGUCCAGCUGAGCAAGCUGACCGACCAGCAGAAAGACGAACUGGCACUGCUGGUAGCGGAGAGAGGCGUCGUCUUCUUCCGCGAUCAAGACAUCACUCUUGACCAGCAGCACGAACUUGCAUCAUACUAUGGCAUUCAAGACAGAGAUCCCAACCAGCAGGACCCCAAACACGUAACCAUCAUCGGCCGAGGCGGAAAUAUCCGAAGCCAUGGCAACUUCUCUGGAGAAUGGCACGGCGAUCAUACCUACGAGGUGAACCCGCCUGCGUAUACUCUGCUUCGUCUACUCAAGACACCUCCCAGCGGCGGAGACACCAUCUUCACCAGCCAAACCGGUCUCUUUGAUAAGCUCAGCCCAGCUUUCCAAAAGGCCAUCGAGGGCCUCCACGGAGUUCACUCUUCAGAUAGAGCCUAUCUCGGCUCCAUCAACGGCGGCGGAACACCACACAGAGCCCCCAUCUCCACCGCCCAUCCCCUGGUCCGAACACACCCCGUAACCCGCCUCAAGUCGCUCUUCUACAACCCAACCUUCCUCGAGCGCAUCCAGGAGCUAAAUGCCCAGGAGUCUCACCACAUCCUCGCCUUUCUCCGCGAGCAUCUCUCCAACGCAGACGACGUGACCGCUCGCUGGAAGUGGACGCCCGGCGCUGUCGCUUUCUGGGAUAACCGAGUCAUCGCCCACAAGGCCAUUCCUGGCGGCUACGACACCGAGCUUCGAGAAGGAAAGCGUACUGCCAUCUUUGGAGAGCGACCGUUCUUUGAUCCCGAGAACAGCGAGAGUCUGUCGGAGAGGGCUGCGCGAUUGGAAAACGAGAAGAGCGUGAAUGGAAACGGGCUGGUGGACAAGGCAAAGAACUUGGUGUUGAACAAUUAG